Molecule: messenger RNA, 998 nt
Organism: Gossypium raimondii (Peruvian cotton)
Lineage: Eukaryota; Viridiplantae; Streptophyta; Magnoliopsida; Malvales; Malvaceae
Exons: 6
Coding region: 222-809 (195 amino acids)
Biological process (GO): protein acetylation
Molecular function (GO): N-acetyltransferase activity
Source: RefSeq, a predicted model, not a curated record
AAGUGUUUGAAGAGCCCGCAACUGCCAAUCCUAAUCCCAAAGUUCCAACCACAAUGAAUGGGAUCCCUGUUUCAAACAAACACCCAUAUGAAACCAUGUUAAUGUCGGGUGCAAUUAGCAGUUAAACCCCCCACAAAACGACAGUAGCCAUACCGGAGCUGGAAAGUGAAAAAAGCCUCUUGGUUUUUGCUUUUCAGGGGUCUCUCAACCCAGCAGCAGCCAUGGGAGUGAGCUUGGAAGGACAGAAGGUGAUAAUGGUACCAUACAUGGAAGCACAUGUCCCAAAGUACCACCUCUGGAUGCAAGACCCUGCUCUCCUUCAAGCCACCGGAUCAGAGCCCCUCUCCCUCCAACAGGAAUACGAUAUGCAGCUCUCCUGGAACCAAGACCCUCUCAAGAAAACUUUCAUUAUUUUGGAUAAGGAGAUGGUCGGGGAAAAGUUUGUUCAUGUAAAUCCUCAUGUGGAAGCCAUGGUCGGGGAUGUGAAUAUCUACAUGAAUGAUUUGGAUGACCCUCAAUUAGCAGAGGUUGAAAUUAUGAUAGCUGAACCAAAAAGCCGUGGUAAGGGCCUUGGGAAAGAGUCUGUCCUGAUGAUGAUGGCCUAUGCAGUUCAAAACUUCAGAAUCCAUGUCUUCCGUGCUAAAAUUGGAGCAUCAAAUGGGUCAUCUCUUAGUUUGUUUCGGAAAUUGGGCUUCAAGGAGACUUCUUAUAGCGAAAUAUUCAAGGAGGUAACAUUGGAAUUGGCGGUGACGGAGCAAAAGCAAGAGGAGCUUCUGCAGUUGUUGGGCAGUGUAGUUACACAUGCAUAGCCUCCGGGAGGCCAUAAUUUAUUUUCCCCUAAAACUUAUUAACUGUCAUCAUACAUGUAUCUAUGAGUUGUAGAAACUAGAAUUGUAGAUGAUUCCCUGUUUUCGGAGAAGAGUUUUGAUGUUUAUGAUGAUGAACAAUGCUGGAAACUUACAUUUGCAAUAAUGAUAAACAAUGAUGAAUUGCUUUAA